CGAGUCGAAUUGAACAUGAUGAUCCAACCCACAUACAUUUUAACAAUAAUAGUACUUUUCACUGGAUCCUUUGCUGUGGAAGUGUCGGUUUGUGUAAAACCUAACGCAGAUAUUACAGAAUAUCAGACGACACAGUUGAUAUGCUAUUUUAACAGAAAUCUUUCAACAUCCUUCAAGCAACCAAUGUAUAGAUGGUCUAAAUAUAUAAAUGAUAGAAACAAGCACCUAAUUGCAACAUACUACGAUGGAUAUGGAGCUGUGCCUGAGGCUUACAGAAAAAACAUAAGCAUUGAUGCUAACGGAAACAUUGUGAUAAACAGGACAACGCGAGCAGAUGCUGGAGCAUAUGAGUGCGAGAUACUGAUAUUUGAUGAUGAACCAUCUAGGGCAAGUGAAAUUGUCAAUAUUACUGUGUUAUAUUUAUAUGCGCCUGAUAUCAAUUUACCUGAACACGCCGUAGAGGGUGAUUUGUUGGAUAUCUUUUGCUCAAUUGCUACUGCAUAUCCUGCUCCAAUACUUAUUCUUUAUAAGGGUCGACAACCGAUAUAUUCUACGACUGGCACUAUUUUGAAACAUACCAUUAGCAAUGCAACAAGAAAAGAUACUGGUGAAUAUAUCUGUCGUGCAAAUAACGAUGUUGGGAGCAAGGAGAGUGACACCAAGAGCCUAAAUAUUCAUUAUAUAGAUUGCCAACUAAAAAGUAGUUUUAAUAGUACAGUGGUAGAAGGAAAAACUCUGUCCAUUUUCUGUCACGUAAAUGCUAAUCCGAAUUCAAAUUAUACUAUAUACAAAAAUAACAACCCAAUCAAAAGUGGAAUUGGAGAUCUUAUGGUAUAUUCCAUCGACAAUGUGAAACAAGAAGACGCUGGAAAUUAUCACUGUAUGGUUACAAAUUUUGCAGGGACUGUUACAUGUGGAAAGAGAAGUAUAUUUGUUACAUACGUGAGGAUAUUAUCUUUUGCUUGGUUGGACGGUGUUGCUACAUGUGUUGCUGAGGGUGAUUCAUGUCCCACUGUUACCAUCAGUGUAAAUGGGACGAUUGUUUCAACUGGACAUUCUCUGACUUCAACCGGGAUUGAACCAGAGGCCUGCAAACCAAUGGGAACCGUUAUGUGUAAUGCAUCAAAUGAAAAAUCCAUCGCCGAGCCACAGAGCCUAAAAAAGUGCACGGUUCAUUCAGGUACUACACGACGGUCACCAGAUAUUCUAGUUCAUCAACUCACUGCAGGGAGUGUUGGAUUCUUUGUCGGUUGUACCUUACUAAUAUUUGUAUUUUGUAUUGUGAGAAAAUUAUCAUCUUCAAAAGCGGUAAAUAAUAAUGGUACUGAACACCAAUGUCAACCACAUCAAUCAAUUUACCAGUCUCUCAUUAAAAACGAUGGCAAGGAAAUGGUAAAGGAGUUAGGUGGCAGGGAAUUAAGAACACAAGUCACAAAAGAAGGUUCUUAUCUAGACCUAAUUCAGUCUACCUCACGUCAUAUUCGCUAUAAUUCUAAUGAUAACAAGGACAUCGAAUUGAAAGAUAUUUCAGAAACAACACUACUUCAUCCGCUUGUUGGUAUUACACAGAGCCUGCAAGGCAGAUCAAUUGAUGUUGUAAAGGCUUACUAUGAAGUGAAAGAUUGUAUGAAAGACAUGCAACAUUUGAGGGAAAAUACAAUUUCAUACAAUUUACCAGCAAUCCGCAAGGUUGGUAACAAAGCUUAG
Messenger RNA from Anneissia japonica, 1707 nucleotides. Its product is annotated as sialoadhesin-like. The record is from RefSeq and is a predicted model, not a curated record. The transcript is spliced from 8 exons. The coding region runs from base 16 to 1707 and encodes 563 amino acids. NCBI's taxonomy places the organism in Eukaryota, Metazoa, Echinodermata, Crinoidea, Comatulida, Comatulidae.